Trypanosoma rangeli is the source of this 1197-nucleotide messenger RNA. RefSeq lists its product as uncharacterized. Lineage: Eukaryota; Euglenozoa; Kinetoplastea; Trypanosomatida; Trypanosomatidae. The transcript has a single exon. The record is from RefSeq and is a predicted model, not a curated record. The coding region runs from base 1 to 1197 and encodes 398 amino acids.
AUGCUGCGCCUUUUAGUUGCUUGCGGCAGGAGCGAGGUGGGCGGCGGCAACGACCAAUUCCGCACGCUGCAGUUGCUUGCCCGCAUGCUUGGCGACGAGGCGGCGCCCGCCUUGCAUGAGGAGGAGGGAGGGAGCUCCACUCCGGUGACGGCGGCGGAAAACACGACCUCCAUGGCGCCCCGCAGUUCGCAGCACGAGCCCCGGAACUCUUUGGACCGUGGUGCGGCCGACACGUCGACUACUGUGUCCAUGGCCCCCGUUGGUGGGGAUUCGCACUUGAACGCCCCAUCCUCAAAAGGAAAAUACGAGCCACAAGGCAGCACUGAGGCCAACUUUGAUUUUGUGCCCCCUCCGACGAGCGCGCCGCCGCGGUUUCGCGAUGUAAUGGCAGACAAGCUUACGAAGGGCAUGGAUCCUUCUCCAUUGGAGCACACUAUCGCGUUUUUGUCGAAAAGCACCUCGCCUCUUUGCAGCAGGCGGAGCUCAACAGUAGAACUUGGAUGCCCCCCCGUUUCAAGGUUGCCGCCUGUGGUAGUUGAACCGAGCCCACAUGAUACCGCACCGGCGAAGCCGGAAGGCGUUGACGUCCCACCGCGUCCUGCUAGGCUGACGUCACUGUUCAAUAGUGCAGAGCUUGGUGCGAGAGUGUCGUAUGCUAGGCGUUAUUUGGAACGACUGUAUUUUCGUGACCCUGUCGUUGUUGGACCCGCCGAUGAUCAUCUGCCGCCGCGCAUCCCGAUGAUGCGUGGGCCGCGGAAAAAUCCUGUCUUUGAGCGAUGCUAUUAUGAUACUGCAAACCUUAUAUCCACACCUGCCGUUUUGAAUGGGCAGAGACCUGCAAGUCGCGUGGAGAGCAAAAAACUCCGGAGUUCUUUGUUGGAUUGCAACGGGGCCGUUGCACACGGUGGCGGCCCCGGCAAGAGCAAUAGCAAACCACCCUCACGCUCCGUUAGCGCCUUAGCACAACAGCGGAUCACCUCGGCUCAUCGUUGGAAGAAUCAAACGAGAUACGCGCGUGACCUACGUCAGCCUGUCGGGCCCCAGACUCGGCGUCUGACUCAGGAGAAACUGCAGCAGGAUGAUGGGACGAGUGGGUUGCAUAUUGAGGGUCGAUCGCUGAUGAUCCCAGGACGCCCAGCCUCUGCUUUGGUACGGCAGUUUCGUCGCAAUAAAGAGAUGCCCCGUGGGCGGAAUUGA